CUAACAGUAGCAGUAAAUACUGGCAUCCCUGUUUAAGAAUCAGAAUAAUGCCACAAUACUGUUGUAUUGUGUUGUGUGUGUGUGUGUGUGUUUUUAUGUAUCCAUCAUGAAGUGUGUUUUAUUCUGAAUAUUAUUUGCCAGUAUCAACAUUUGAACCACUCUGUUCCAAAACCUAGUAAGCUCCCUUGCUGCCUACAUAAGCAGAAGCCAGCUGCCUUUUAUGGCAGCAUCCUAACUCUAUUCUAAAUCUUUCACAAAGGACUGAAUGUGAAAUGCUGUACAUAGGCAGUAACCCUGCAAGCCACAUGUAAAGCACAAGGCUUGGGAUUAAUGCCUUUUUCACGCAGCGAUAAUCGGAUGAUUUUCACGAUGAUUAUCAUCUCAUUGUUCGUUGCACAAAAGUCUUUAUCUUUUCAAACAUAUUUCUCAACACAGCUUCUUCCUUCUCAACAAUGUCCUGACUGUUUUAAUAUGUUAAGUAACUUUUACUUGGUGAAUUCCAUUUAAAACAGGCUAUUAAGCCACUUUUCACUGUGUCUGAUGUUUGCAUAUGACUGUCGUAUUUCUCCCCCUAGUGGCAGUCGUGAUGAUUUGUCAUUUUGCUCGCAAUGGAUUUUAUUCAUUGAAUAAGCUACCAGAGGUUUACCUCAGAAUUACAUUAUUGUGUGUGAUUUUUUUUUUUUUUUGUGUGUUUUUUUUUUUUUGUUGAGCAGAUUAAUUCAAUAAAAUUCAGGAUUAAUAUUCACUCAGUAUUUAUUAUUAAGAGUAUUAUUUAUCAUUAUUACUGUUCUUAUAGUUAAUAUUAUGAUAACAGCAACAUCAACCCUAAAUCAGCAAAUAAGAAUCAGAAAUAAAAAAAAAAAAAUCAUCAAGAUGGCGCCGCGGAUGGCCGCCUUGGUGUGUAGCUCUUCAGUUCUUUUGCUGUUUUUGUUUGUUUGUCCUGUGUUUAGUAAUAAUUUUCCAGUCAGUUUUACCAGGGACGAACUGCUGAACAUUCGGCAGCAUAUACCAGACAACCUUUUCCCGGUUUUUGAAUAUUCGGACGUUUUGCUGGACAUUUUAGUCGGAGGCGCGGCUGUGUUGUUUAAACGCUAUGAGAUGCAGGCGAGGGAGACGAGCAGGCGCGCUGGUCAGGCUCCGUUGGCGCAGCUUUCGAACAGCACUGCCGAGCAUUCAUCUAGCGAAUCUCCGGUCUCUUCCUAACAAAAUGGACAAACUACAUCUUCUCACCUGUACAAACAAGGACUUUUCAAUCUCUGCUGCCUUGUGCUUCACAGAAUCCUGGCUGAGUAAAGCCAUUCCGGACAGCGUGUUACAUCUGCCGGGCUUUCAGCUGUUCAGAGCGGAUCGCAUCGCGGAGUUAACGGGGAAAACGAGAGGCGGUGGAACAUGCUUUUACAUCAAUGAAAGUUGGCAGAAAUUAAAAUCAGCCAAGCCAGUAGUAAGGACUGUAAAGAGAUGGACCAAUGUAGCAGAGCGGGAACUACAAGCCUGCUUCGAUGCACGGAUUGGAGUGUUUUUGAGGCUGCAGCCACAGACCUGGACAAGCUCACAGAUACUGUUACAUCAUAUAUCAGUUUCUGUGAGGAUAUGUGCAUUCCUACUAGGACUUAUUUAAAGUUCAACAAUGACAAACCGUGGUUUACAGCAGAGCUCAGGCAGCUUCAUCAGGCCAAAGAGGAUGCUUACAGGGGUGGGGAUAAAGUCUUGUACAAUCAGGCCAGGAACACACUGAACAAGGAAAUCAGAGUGGCUAAAAGAAGAUACUCUGAGAAGCUGAAAAACAAGUUUUCAGCUAAAGACCCUGCAUCAGUGUGGAGUGGCAUGAAACAACUCACAAAUUAUAGGACUCCUACCCCCAACCCUCUGGUGGACCAACAACUGGCUGACGACCUGAAUGUGUUCUACUGCAGAAUUGAAAGGCCCAAUCUCACACCCCACACCCACGCUGACCUUCACUUCACACAAACACCAACACCUCCUGCAACCCCAUUCCUCCCCCCUCCUGCUACUCAACCUGCACUUAAGAUCUGUGAAGAUGAUGUGAGCCGCGUCUUUCGGAAACAAAAGACGAGGAAAGCUUCAGGCCCAGAUGGCGUCUCACCAGCGUGUCUUCGAUCCUGUGCUAACUAGCUGGCCCCCAUCUUCACACAGAUCUUCAAUAGAUCACUUGAGCAGUGUGAAGUCCCAUGCUGCUUCAAACACUCAAUCAUUAUGCCUGUCCCAGAGAAACCAAAAAUCACAGGACUUAAUGACUACAGACCUGUCGCCCUGACGUCUGUGGUCAUGAAAUCAUUUGAGAGACUGGUGUUGGCCCACCUGAAGAACAUCACUGGACCCUUUCUAGAUCCCCUUCAAUUUGCUUAUCAAGCAAACAGGUCUGUGGAUGAUGCAGUCAACAUGGGAUUGCAUCAUAUCCUGCAACAUCUGGAUAGACAAGGGACAUAUGCAAGGAUCCUUUUUUGUGGACUUCAGUUCAGCUUUCAACACCAUCAUCCCAGCUAUACUCCAGAAUAAAUUACACCAACUCUCUGUUCCCAUGUCUAUUUGUCAGUGGAUUACCAGCUUUCUGAUGGACAGGCAGCAGCUUGUGAGACAGGGGAAACUCACUUCCAGCACCUGUACAAUCAGCACUGGUGCCCCCCAGGGAUGUGUGCUCUCCCCACUAUUCUUCUCCCUCUACACCAAUGACUGCAUCGCUAAGGACCCUUCUGUCAAGCUCCUGAAGUUUGCAGAUGAUGCCACUGUCAUCGGCCUCAUCCGAGAUGACGAUGAGUCUGCAUACAGAAGGGAGGUUGAACAGCUGGCUGUCUGGUGUAGUCAAAACAACCUUGAGCUGAACACGCUCAAAACGGUGGAGAUGAUUGUGGACUUUAGGAGGAGCACCCCAACACUGACCCCCCUCACCAUUCUAAACAGCACUGUGGCAGCAGUGGAGUCAUUCAUGUACCUGGGCACUACCAUCUCACAGGACCUGAAGUGGGAGACACACAUUGACUCCACUGUGAAAAAGGCCCAGCAGAGGUUGUACUUCCUUCACCAGCUGAGAGGAUUAUUGGUUGACCCCCUGCCCUCCCUUCAAGAACUAUACACUUCCAGAGUGAGGAAAAAGGCUGGAAAAAUCACUCUGGACCCCACUCACCCUGCCCACUACCUUUUUGAACUGUUGCCUUCUGGCCAACGCUUCAGAGCUCUGAGCACCAGAACCGUCAGGCACAGGAACAGAUUUUUCCCUCAGUCUAUCCAUCUCAUGAACAGUUAAAUUGCCCCAUUGAGCAAUAACUAUGUGCAAUACACAGUUUAGUAUUUUUUAUAUUUAUCCAACACAUCCAACCUCUUCUGCCAUUUCAUUCCUCUGGGAAAAAAACAAACAAAAACAUUUGCACUGUGCAUAACAGAUUUGUAUUUUGCACUGUAGAUAACAGAUUUGUAUUAGAUUUGCACUACGUAUGUCUGUGUGUGUUGUUGGGCCUCAUGUAUUCAGAUAGAAGACAAAGGCAGGCCUAAUACAGUCGUAAAAACCUAACUCAAGCCCCCACCUUCCAAGUCGUAAAUCUUACUGAUAAAUCGCGCCAAAAUCAAACAAAGGGAGUCCAAAACAGACUACAAAUCCAUGAAACCUUGCUCACUAAAGGAUCGAACUCUCAACUCCUAUUGGAUGAGGCACACAACAGAACAUCCCUCAAACAUGACAUCAUCAGGAGUUGAAAUACCUCUGAAAUGUUUCGUGAGUUGCUUCCAGCGACUUUGUUCACCGAAUAUAGACGUAGCUCUUUGCUGCUCUCAGGUGCAACCUCGUGGCACAAGGAAGUAACGUCCGACUUGAAACUGUGGCCGUACAAUCUCCAUCUCGCUGGACGAGUUGAGAUUACUCUGUGUUCAACCAAACACUCUAAUGGAUCCGAAGGAGACCGUCGAGCAAUUCGCAUCUUCAUCCGUUUGCCUACAGAAUUGAAGAGAUUAAAGAUUUCUCUUCCAUCUUCAAUGAAGUCGACAUUUCUGAGUUCUCCGCCAGCCCGCCUAGAAUCAACAGCCGUGCCCGCCGACAGAGCGAGGAAACGGCCUCCCGUCAUCACAUGAGCCUCAAGGAACCGGGUCAGAGUUAAAGGACGGAGGAAAACACAUUCUACCUGUGUCCUCAUGCGAUUCAAGUAAGAGGUUUACGUCUGGGCAGAGAUAGAAUAUUAUAGUGUGUUAUUCUUGUGUUUCAAGGUUUUUGCUUGUACAGUUUACGGACCGCCAUGUCCGCUCAUUAUGAAUACUCAGGGUAUUAAUUAUCACAAAUUUGUUUUGCUGUAUUGUGGUCCAACCAAAUUGGAUUGUUGUGCAAUUUCGCCGUCGCGGGUGAGACAGCAACUGAGUUCAUCUAUUAAAGAGUCAAAUAACGUGGGACUUUUACGAGUCCCGCUCGUAAAACGGCGUCUCUGAGUGAUAAACUGAGAGCUGCUUUCUCUCCCACUAUCGCAAAAUCGGCUUUAGGGCUGUCACUUCUCUCUCUCUCACUAACCACACUGACACACACACACACUGUCACACACACACCUUAUGUGUUAAUGAAUUAUUUCAUUUCCAUAUCUAAUCAUAUCACUGUUUAGUUUGUAGUUGUAAGUCGGAAGUUUAUUGACUGCAUUGUAUUAAUUAUUAAUUGAUAUUACUGCAUAAAUAAACUUUUGUUUAUAUUACAAAGAGAAGUGUUUUGGUUUGUUUUGCAUACGCCUGUGUCAUGCUGACGGGAUGUCAGUGCUCGGAUUCAAACCUUCAUUCAUUGCUUUUUUUCCCCGAAAAUCGAUAUUCUUCGGAUGUCGAUUUUCCUAAGAAAACAAUCUAAUAUUGAAACUGUUUUACUAUUUGGUUAUUAGUCCCUGAUUUCAGGGUGGUGCCCCGUCACUGUUAAUCCUUAUUAAUAUUCUAUUUAUUUUUGAUAAUUGAUAAUUAUCUUUGAUGAUUGAAUUUGAAUGAUCAAUAAGCUAGUGUUAAUUUUAAUUAAUAUUUCAACGAUGUUAACAAUUAACGAUUAUCUUUGAUAAUUGUUGAUAUAAAGGAUUUUAAAAAGCUAACAUUGAUUCUCAUCAAUGUUCUAUUGAUUUUAAUAAUUAUCUUUAAUUAUUGCUAAUAACCAAACUUGCUCCUAAACAUAGCACACUACAUUUACUGGAGCCCCAUAUGAGGUUUUAAUGAGUUAGAUUCAAUUAAUUAAUUUAAAUAUUAAUUAAUAACUAAAGAAUUAAUUAUUAUUUCUGAUAGUAACACUGAUCUAAACAAACAGUAAAGCCCUACAGUGUGUACGUAUGUGUAUAAUUAUUUUUUAUUAUUAUCCAUGUCUUGCUGCUGUUUUUGUAUUGUUUACACUGGUAGUUCCUGUCAAAUUCCUUGUAUGUGUGUAGUGAGUGGUGGUGGCGUAGUGGGCUAAAGCACAGAACUGGUAAGCAGAAGGUUGCCAGUUUGAUCCCCACAGCCACCACCACUUGAGCAAGGCACUUAACUCCAGGUUACUCCAGGGGGAUUGUCCCUGUAAUAAGUGCACUGUAAGUCUCUUUGGAUAAAAGUGUCUGCCAAAUGAAUAAAUAUAAGUGUACAGUGCAUCCGGAAAGUAUUCACAGCGCUUCAGUUUUUCCACAUUUUGUUAUGUUACAGCCUUAUUCCAAAAUGGAUUAAAUUCAUUAUUUUCCUCAAAAUUCUACAAACAAUACCCCAUAAUGACAACGUGAAAGAAGUUUGUUUGAAAUCUUUGCAAAUUUAUUAAAAAUAAAAAACGAAAAAAAAUCACGUACAUAAAUAUUCACAGCCUUUGCCAUGAUACUCAAUUUUGAGCUCAGGUGCAUCCUGUUUCCACUGAUCAUCCUUGAGAUGUUUCUACAACUUGAUUGUAGUCCACCUGUGGUAAAUUCAGUUGAUUGGACAUGAUUUGGAAAGGCACACACCUGUCUAUAUAAGGUCCCACAGUUAACAGUGCAUGUCAGAGCACAAACCAAGCCAUGAAGUCCAAGGAAUUGUCUGUAGACCUCCGAGACAGGAUUGUAUGGAGGCACAGAUCUGGGGAAGGGUACAGAAAAAAUUUCUGCAGCAUUGAAGGUCCCAUUGAGCACAGUGGCCUCCAUCAUCCAUAAAUGGAAGAAGUUUGGAACCACCAGGACUCUUCCUAGAGCUGGCCGCCCGGCCAAACUGAGCGGUCGGGGGAGAAGGGCCUUAGUCAGGGAGGUGACCAAGAACCCGAUGGUCACUCUGACUGAGCUCCAGCGUUUCUCUUUGGAGAGAGGAGAACCUUCCAGAAGAACAACCAUCUCUGCAGCACUCCACCAAUCAGGCCUGUAUGGUAGAGUGGCCAGACGGAAGCCACUCCUCAGUAAGAGUAUGCCAAAAGGCACCUGAAGGACUCUCAGACCAUGAGAAACAAAGAUUGAACUCUUUGGCCUGAAUGGCAAGCGUCAUGUCUGGAGGAAACCAGGCACCGCUCAUCACCUGGCCAAUACCAUCCCUACAGUGAAGCAUGGUGGUGGCAGUAUCAUGCUGUGGGGAUGUUUUUCAGCGGCAGGAACUGGGAGACUAGUCAGGAUCGAGGGAAAGAUGAAUGCAGCAAUGUUCAGAGACAUCCUUGAUGAAAACCUGCUCCAGAGCGCUCUGGACCUCAGACUGGGGUGAAGGUUCAUCUUCCAACAGGACAACAACCCUAAGCACACAGCCAAGAUAACAAAGGAGUGGCUCCGGGACAACUCUGUGAAUGUCCUUGAGUGGCUGAAUCAUUUCUGACUUCUACAUUAUUAACUGGCCAAAAUACAGAAGUAGCAGACAUUUAUAAAAAAGUUUAGGACGAAAUCUAUUGAUGUUUCUCAAUUCGCGCUGAUAGUUUUGCAUGAAUGCAUCACUUCCGGUCAUGGGGUUGCAUAAGGUCUAGUCGCAUGAGUUGAAAUAUUUUAACGCAGCAGAGGCUCAGAUCGGAUCUGAAAAUGUUGCAUCCGGAGAUGGUUGGAACCUCAUGCAGCCCCUGUGUGACUCUCCAUUGGAAAUGAAUGAGUUCUGGUCUAUCGUCUGUUGGAUGCAGUGAAAAGGCAGCUUUAGGGUUGCUCUAUUGAUCCUGCAUUAUUCAUUCAAUUGUUUUCAAUAAAUAAAUCUGUAUUCACAAAAAGGUGAAUGUGUGUCUAUACUUAAUGUUCAGUGAUCAUAAUGCAAGGCAUGCACGUCGCAGAUAAAUAGCCCUUUUCAGCAGAAUUUAGUGUUGGAUUUGGCUGUUGGAAUAGAUGAAGUAUUUUAAAUGGGUCACAUAAACACAAUGAUUUUUGACUGUUUUCUGAGGGUUUCUUUUUAGACUAGUCAACUUAAAAAAUUACGUUUAAAUGUCAGUGCAAUUACACGUUCUGCACAUCCCUAGCCUACACACAUUUUGGUCAGAGUUUGGUUUUUAUAUUGUGAAAAUGACUGUCUGACUGCUAACUAUCAAGCUUAUUACAAGACUACUUAACAAAUAAAUAUAUGGACAAGAAACAUUGAUUUGAGUUGAAAGUAUUUCAUUGUCAUACUUGUGGAGAGUUAUGUAGUAGAGAUGACUAGAAAUACCCGCAUGACCGGUUUGAUAUCACCAAUCAGAAUCGAGUAUCUAGAGAGCUAUGUAAUAAAUUCUAUUGAUCAGCCUGUUGACAAUAUUGCGUGAGAUGUAACAACAUGUUCCCUUGGCUUUCAAAUGUCACCUCUAUAGGCAGCACACUAGUUUUUGGAACAGAGCAUUAGCGUGCACUUUUGGUGUGUGUCAACUGUCAGAGCAGAGUAGCUUGUGUUUGUAACCACAUGUGCUCACUGU
Molecule: messenger RNA, 7792 nt
Organism: Myxocyprinus asiaticus (Chinese sucker)
Lineage: Eukaryota; Metazoa; Chordata; Actinopteri; Cypriniformes; Catostomidae
Exons: 2
Coding region: 2387-3262 (291 amino acids)
Molecular function (GO): 2-oxoglutarate-dependent dioxygenase activity; methyltransferase activity
Source: RefSeq, a predicted model, not a curated record